GCACCAUGGAGAUUGUCUACGUGUACGUCAAGAAGCGUAGCGAGUUUGGGAAACAGUGCAACUUCUCAGACCGCCAUGCCGAGCUGAACAUCGACAUUUCACCCAACCCCGAGCUGGCUGCACAGUUCGUGGAGCGGAACCCAGUGGACACGGGUAUCCAGUGCUCAACCAGCAUGUCAGAACAUGAGGCCAACACAGAACGGUUUGAGAUGGAGACCCGGGGGGUUAACCAUGUCGAAGGGGGCUGGCCCAAGGAUGUGAACCCCCAGGAACUGGAGCAAACCAUCCGCUUCCGGAAGAAAGUGGAAAAGGAUGAGAAUUACAUCAAUGCCAUCAUGCAGCUCGGCUCGAUCAUGGAACACUGCAUCAAGCAGAACAAUGCCAUUGACAUCUAUGAGGAGUAUUUUGAUGACGAGGAAGCCGUGGAGGUGACCGAGGAGGCCCCCUCAGCUAAAACCAUCAACGUCUUCAGGGACCCCCAGGAAAUCAAGCGGACGGCCACACACCUCUCCUGGCACCCUGAUGGCAACAGGAAGUUGGCAGUGGCGUAUUCUUGCCUGGAUUUUCAGCGGGCUCCUGCGGGCAUGAGCUACGAGUCGUAUAUCUGGGACCUGGAAAACCCCAAUAGGCCUGAACUUGCCCUGAAGUCAUCUUCUCCACUGGUCACAUUGGAAUACAACCCCAAAGAUUCCCACGUGCUCCUGGGGGGCUGCUACAAUGGGCAGAUAGCCUGCUGGGACAUCCGGAAGGGCAGCCUGGUUGCAGAUCUGUCCACCAUCGAAUUUAGCCACCGAGACCCUGUGUAUGGCUCCAUCUGGCUGCAGUCGAAGACUGGUACCGAGUGUUUCUCUGCAUCCACGGAUGGACAGGUCAUGUGGUGGGACAUCCGUAAGUUGAGCGAGCCCACCGAGGUGGUGAUCAUGGACAUCUCCAGGAAAGAGCAGCUGGAAAAUGCCUUGGGAGCCACCUCCCUGGAGUUCGAGUCUACGUUGCCAACCAAGUUCAUGGUCGGCACUGAGCAGGGUAUUGUCAUCUCCUGCAACCGCAAGGCCAAGACAUCAGCAGAGAAGAUUGUGUGUACCUUCUCAGGCCACCACGGCCCCAUCUACGCCCUCCAGAGAAACCCCUUCUACCCAAAGAACUUCCUGACUGUCGGCGACUGGACAGCCCGCAUCUGGUCUGAAGAUAGCCGGGAGUCGUCCAUUAUGUGGACCAAGUACCACAUGGCUUACCUCACCGAUGGAGCCUGGAGCCCCAUCAGACCAGCUGUUUUCUUCACCACCAAGAUGGACGGGACCCUGGAUAUCUGGGACCUUGUGUUCAAGCAAUGCGAUCCUGCUCUCAGCCUGAAGGUGUGUGAUGAGGCUCUCUUCUGCCUCCGGGUGCAGGAUAACGGAUGUCUCAUUGCCUGUGGCUCCCAGCUAGGGACAACCACCCUGCUAGAAGUCUCUAGUGGGCUCUCCACCCUCCAGAGGAAUGAGAAGAACAUAGCUUCUUCCAUGUUUGAGCGUGAGACCCGGCGGGAGAAGAUCCUAGAAGCCAGGCACCGAGAGAUGCGGCUGAAGGAGAAAGGCAAGGCAGAGGGCAAGGACGAGGAUCAGAGAGACGAGUUGUUGGCCGUGGACUUGAACGAGCUAGUCACCACUGCUGAGGAGGAAUUCUUCAGUGUCAUCUUUUCAGAGCUGAAGAGGAAAGAGGCAGAGGCCAUGAGGAAGAAGUCAAAGGCUGUAAGGGCCUCAGCAGGGGCCCUGAGAAAACGGUCAAGUGCAAAGGCAGAUGAUGUGCUGGUGGAAGAAGAUGCUGGGGAGGGAGAAGAUGCCUGGGAGGCAGAAGAUGCUGAAGGAGAAAAUGGCAGGGAAGAAGAAGGGGGUGAGGAAGAGAGGCCAGCUUAG
Messenger RNA from Castor canadensis (American beaver), 1892 nucleotides. The record is from RefSeq and is a predicted model, not a curated record. Lineage: Eukaryota; Metazoa; Chordata; Mammalia; Rodentia; Castoridae.